Molecule: messenger RNA, 2574 nt
Organism: Dermatophagoides pteronyssinus (European house dust mite)
Lineage: Eukaryota; Metazoa; Arthropoda; Arachnida; Sarcoptiformes; Pyroglyphidae
Product: solute carrier family 35 member F5
Cellular component (GO): membrane
Source: RefSeq, a predicted model, not a curated record
UGAUGUCAUCCAAUUUUUUUGUUUUGUUUUCAUUCAUUAAAACCAAGAAUAUUUACCUUUUUUUCAAACAAAAAUCAAUUUCAUUUUUUUGUAAUAUAAUCUCAUCAGAACGAUGGCUUGAUAAAAUUAUGAUUAUAAAAGUUAAAAGAAAAAAAACCAACAACGACAACGAAAAUUACGAUGAAAUUAGUUUCCUGUCGUUUUAUAUUCGGUUCCUUGAUACUACUUUUAGUCGAUUUAUUAUGGGUAGCAAGCUCGGAAUUAACUGAAUAUUUAUAUCAUGAAAAAAAUUUUCAUAAACCAUUUUUUACAGCCUAUAUAAAAAGUGUUAUGUUUUCAUUAUAUUUAUUUGGUUUUAUUUUUUUCGAUUCAUGGUGGUCACAAAAAUCACAUCUAAAUCCUGGUGAUUAUUAUUCAAUUGUUUCUGAUUCUGAUCAACAAAAUUUAACACUUGAAGAUGAUGAUGAAGAUGAUGAUGACGAUGAAGAGGACGAUGAAGAAGAUGUUGAUCAUUUGAAUUUGAAUAAUAUUGAUAAAACUGGUGAUACAAUUACCGAAGAAAAUAUUCCGAAUGAUAAUGAUGAAAAUAAAGAUUUACAACCGAUUAAAUCAUCGUCGUUAUCGAAUAAUUCGCAUUUUAUAAGCGAUUCUGUUUGGAUUCCAAUCAAACGAUGUAGUGAUACUAGUUCUUUGAGUGGGAAAAGUAGCGAAACUGAAGAUGAUGAAAUUGUAUCGAAUGAUGGUCAUGUAUUUAUUGAAAAUAUUAAUCCAGAAUCGGAUAAAAUUGAUAAUUCAAAUAUUAUCAAUAAGAAUAAAAACAUAUCAUCAUCAUUAUCGAAUGUUAGUUCAAAAAGAUUGGUAAGAUUUUCAAAUCUAAUUGAAGUACGACAAUUAUCGGAUAAACAUGCUGAUGAUGCAUUUUUAUCACGUCUUUCAUAUUCAUCAUUUAUGCGUAUACUUUAUCAACGUAAUCGUCAACGACAAUAUUCAUCAAAUUCUAUUGAUAAUCGAUUAUUAUCAUCAUCAUCAUCGGAACAAUCAAUGAAUUAUGAUGAUCAUCAUCGAAAUUCUGGAAAUAAAUUAACAAUACGUGAAACAUCAGUAUUGGCAUUCUAUUUUACAUGGAUUUGGUUUGCAGCACAUCUUAGUUUUCAUAUGGGUUUACAAUAUAGUGAAGCUGGUUUAGUUAAUGUUUUAUCAAGUACAACACCAUUAUUUACAUUAUUAUUGGGUAUAUUAUUUCCAUCUGGUUCAAUAACUGAUUCAUUAUCAUUAACAAAAUUAUUAUGUGUUCUAUUAUCGAUAUCAAGUGUUGCAAUGAUCUCUAAUAUUGAACCAAUUAAUCCAAAUUCACAAUCAUCAUCAUUAUUAAUUCAUAAUCAAAUUGAUAAUUUUCAAUCUACAUCCAAUAAUAAUAAUAAUGGUAAUGGUGUUGGUGGUAUGAAAUUGAACAAUGAAACAAUAUUACCAUUAGGUAGUAUUUGGUCAUUAUGUGGUGCAUUUUUUUAUUCAGUUUAUAUUGUUUUGAUGCGUUAUAAUCUAAUCAAUGAUUCAAUGUUAAAUUUUCCAAUGUUUUUUGGUUUUAUCGGAUUUUUUAGCAUGAUAUUUAUGUUUCCAUUUUUAAUGUUAUUAAAUUUUACACAAAUUGAAACAUUUCAAUGGCCUUCACAAGAUCAAUGGAUUGUAUUACUAGUCAAUGGUUUUUGUGGUACAGUUAUAUCUGAAAUAUUAUGGCUUAUUGGUUGUUUUAUGACAUCAUCAUUAAUUGGAACAAUAUCGGUAUCAUUUACCAUUCCAAUGGCCGUAUUUUUUGAUAUAUUUUAUAAAAAUAUUGAAUAUCCAAGGAUAUUUUUUCUGGGAACAAUACCAAUGUUUUUUAGUUUUAUUUGGAUAAUAAUUAUAUCACAAUAUGAACGUUGGGAUCCAAUAUUGGAUCUAUUAGAACAAUGUCUUUAUUCAAUUGGUUCAUCACCAAGAAAAUGUUCCGGUACAAUACGUUUAAAUGAAUCAAAUGUAAUAAUGAAUAAUUUGAUUGAAAAAACAAUUGAUAAUGAUAAUCAUCAUCAUUAUUCGGAUAAAAAUAAUCAUUCAACUAAUGAAAUAAUGGACCAAAAUAUUAUUACCAAUAAUAAUGAUGAUGAUGAUGAAACCGGUGAUUCAAAUAAAUCAAUCAAAAUGUCGAUAAAUAAUCGAAGAUUUUUAAAUGGAAAAAAAGAUUCUUCUGAUCAUCAUUCCGUAUCCUUAUCAUCAUCAUCAUCAUCAUCAUCAUCAACAACAUUAUCAUCAUCACCACCAUCAUCGCCUUCAUCCUCCACUACAUUAAGACAUUUACAAUUUAAUAAACAAAGAAUGGCCGAUCAAAAUGAUCAUCAUCAUCAGAAUUCGGAUGAUGAUGAUGAACAUAAUGAACAGACAAAAUCAUUGAUUGAUGCUGCAGCUGCUGAAUUAGCUUGCUGAUUUUUUUUCCAAUAGGAAUUAUAGAAAAAUUUAUUAUUUAUUUCAAAAAAAUUUUUCAUUUCAUUUUUUCUUUCGUUCAAUGUUUUUGUGUUUUGUUGGUUAUUGUGAUAUUUAAUC